Cyclospora cayetanensis is the source of this 774-nucleotide messenger RNA. Its product is annotated as DNA-binding protein HEXBP-like. The coding region runs from base 1 to 774 and encodes 257 amino acids. Gene Ontology annotation, molecular function: zinc ion binding; nucleic acid binding. The transcript has a single exon. The record is from RefSeq and is a predicted model, not a curated record. Lineage: Eukaryota; Apicomplexa; Conoidasida; Eucoccidiorida; Eimeriidae.
AUGGCGGCAGAUUCUCGGCGUAAACGACCCAAAUUCCAACGAACACGAUACUUCGCUGACUUGGGCGAUGGCUCCAUUCCAGAAGCCAGAGUUGCCCACUCUUCAGCUCCGGCCUCGCUCUCAAAAAGGAUUUGUUUCAUUUGCUUUGGAGAAGGACAUGACUCUGUAGGUUGUCCUAACUCUGCUAUUGCUUGCAGCGUGUGCGGGAGCAACGGUCAUGUUGGGGAUGACUGUCCUGUUUACUUAAUGGAACUCAGCCUUAGAGGGUCAUUGAGAGCGUACAUACAACAACAGUGCGAGCAAGAGCAAAGGCCUGCAGACAAAGGGAGAUUCCCCGCCCAAGAUCCUCAGUGUUCUCAAAGCAUCGAUCAAUCCAAUGACGGUAUCAGCAUCAAAAGCAUUAAAAAAUCCAACAAGGCUGCCAAACGGCUGGCACUCUCCUCAAUACAGUGUGUCGUAUGUGGGGAACUGGGUCAUGCGAACUGUAGGGAACCCCCUGCAUCCCAAGGCGCUCUGUAUUGCCCUAGCUGCUCAAACACAGGCCACAGGGUCACAGACUGCCCCCGCCGAACAGCUUGUAGGCAGCAAGGAAUAAGUGGUGACAUUUGGGCAGAGGCGGCAGCGGCGUGGGCUACCCGAAAGGACGAACGGGGCAUCUCCAGGGCCCGCGGAGCAGAAUCUCUCAAACCAAAGCCCAGGUGGCAGAAACACCGAGCGGCUUUUAUUGCCAAGGCAGCUGCAGCAGACCCCUGGCAUCCAUCCCACCUCCGUUAG